Messenger RNA from Cadophora gregata, 1809 nucleotides. RefSeq lists its product as uncharacterized. Gene Ontology annotation, molecular function: ferric-chelate reductase activity. The record is from RefSeq and is a predicted model, not a curated record. Bases 1 to 1809 code for a protein of 602 amino acids. The transcript has 4 exons. NCBI's taxonomy places the organism in Eukaryota, Fungi, Ascomycota, Leotiomycetes, Helotiales, Ploettnerulaceae. Gene Ontology annotation, cellular component: plasma membrane. Gene Ontology annotation, biological process: copper ion import; iron ion transport; intracellular iron ion homeostasis.
AUGUCUUCUUCGACUCGGCUCCUGGCCGUGAUGGCUUUGGCACGGAUAGCUUUCGGAGCAGCACCACCAGCCCCUACUGGGGCCGCGGCCGUGGCAGCAAAAGCUGAAGCAGCCAAAGCAAACGUAUUGAAUCAGGACUUCUAUAAUUACCUUUUCAUCAUUUGCGGUUCUCUAGUGGUAGCGAUGAUCAUGUGGAGGAUGAGCACAGAACUGGUCAAAUAUGUUCGCCAAUUGACUUCUCUCAACAACGACACGCAAUCAUACUUCAUCGCUCCUUCUGAGAAUUUUGCCCGCUUCAAGAAGCAUCUUCUCUAUGCUCCAGUGGUCAGCAAGAGACAUAACAGGGAAUUCCAAUUGUCCUCAGCAGUCAACAUGGGAACACUUCCCACUCGUCUUCAGCUCGCGUUUCUGGUUGGAUAUAUUGGCACGAACGUCGCCUUCUGCGUUGUGAGCAUCAACUGGGAUCUAGCAUAUGCUGAUACUCUCAAGCAAUUGAGGAACCGUACUGGUAUCCUUUCCGUUGUCAACAUGAUCCCUCUGUUCAUCAUGGCCGGACGAAAUAACAUUCUGAUUAACUGGCUUAAUAUCUCAUUCGACACGUUCAACUUGCUUCACAGAUGGUUUGGCCGUAUCGUGGUUCUCGAGGCAGUUGCCCAUACGGUAGCAUGGGCCAUUUCGUCAUAUUCAAGAGGUGGCUGGGCUGCUAUUCAGGCGUCUAUCACUGGAACUCCUUUCAUUACGUAUGGUUUUGUUGCUACUGUCGCGUUUGUAGCAAUCUCCAUCCAAGCCAGCUCAAUCUUCCGUCAUGCAUUUUACGAAACCUUCAAAUAUAUCCACAUCGCUCUCGCCAUCCUCAGCAUUGUCGGACUAUGGUAUCAUCUUAAGCUUGCAGAGGUUCCACAGCUUACCCUGCUUUACGGCGUCAUCGGUAUUUGGGCAGCCGAGCGUGGUACGCGACUUGUCAAAUUGGCAUGGAGAAAUGGAACUGGCUCCAAGGCCCUCGUCGAAGCCCUCCCAGGUAAUGCUGUCCGCGUUACCGUCGACAUGCCUCGACCAUGGACUUUCAAGGCCGGCCAACACGCAUACCUAUACAUGCCAUCGGUUGGCUUGUUCACCUCGCAUCCGUUCUCGGUUGCGUGGUCAGAAGAGGCGGAAAACUUAGAAGGUGAGAAGCUCGCAAUGAAUCGACAGGAUAUACUGGCUAUGAAGAAGACUUCCAUGUCAUACGUCAUUCGACAAAGAACAGGCUUCACCAAGAAGUUGUUCCAGAAGGCCGAAGGUUCUCCCGAUGGAAAGUUCUAUACUAAGUGUUUCGCCGAGGGCCCUUACGGUGGAAAGCACAUGAUGACUUCGUAUGGAACAGUAAUGCUAUUUGCCGGAGGUGUUGGAAUCACCCAUCAAGUACCUCACGUUCGUAAUCUAGUAGCCGGGUAUGCCAACGGGUCAGUUGCUGCUCGCAAGAUCGUUCUCGUUUGGAUAAUCCAGUCUCCCGAGCAUCUUGAGUGGAUUCGACCGUGGAUGACGUCCAUACUCGCCAUGGACAAGCGACGUGAUGUUCUCCGUAUCAUGCUCUUCAUCUCCCGACCUCGCUCGACUAAGGAAAUUCACAGCCCUUCUGCAACCGUCCAAAUGUUUCCCGGAAGACCAAAUAUCGAGACUCUCAUGGACCUCGAGAUCGAGAACCAAAUCGGUGCUAUGGGCGUCUCCGUCUGUGGAUCUGGUGCAUUGAGCGAUGAUGUGAGAAGUGCAGUAAGAGCCCGACAACUGGUGAGCAAUAUCGAUUUCGUGGAGGAGGCAUUUUCUUGGUAG